AUGCGUGUUCUAAUCGUUGCCCUUUUGUUUUGCGCCCUCGCCGCCGGGGCAAUUUUCGACUUGCAGGAUCGAGUUUUCGGCGUGCUUCCACUGAAAAUGCGCCGCGGCUACCGGAAGUUGACAACUUUUGGGAAGGUUAAAGAUUGCCCAACAUUUUGCCAAUCCUACCACCGCCGCCCCGGGUACUGUACGCCCACGCCGGAAAGUGACGCUUGCACACCGUACUGUGGCUGUGGCGCUGCAUGCAAAUGUCGA
This is a messenger RNA of Mesorhabditis spiculigera, 255 nucleotides long. The record is from the annotation of a GenBank genome assembly. NCBI's taxonomy places the organism in Eukaryota, Metazoa, Nematoda, Chromadorea, Rhabditida, Rhabditidae.